Molecule: messenger RNA, 2474 nt
Organism: Nestor notabilis (Kea)
Lineage: Eukaryota; Metazoa; Chordata; Aves; Psittaciformes; Psittacidae
Gene: CDH1
Product: cadherin 1, type 1, E-cadherin (epithelial)
Exons: 14
Biological process (GO): calcium-dependent cell-cell adhesion; multicellular organism development; adherens junction organization
Cellular component (GO): plasma membrane; catenin complex; adherens junction
Molecular function (GO): cadherin binding; calcium ion binding
Source: RefSeq, a predicted model, not a curated record
UGAGCUUUGGGGACUGUGGCGAGCAGCGGCGUGCCCCAUACGUCUCGGACGACACACGGUUCAAGGUGAUCAGGAAUGGUGUGUUCUCUGCUACCCGGCCCCUGCAGCUCCGGAGGCAGGAGAUUAGCUUCUCCGUUCACACAUGGGAUGCUACGGGCAAGAAGCACUCAGCCAGGGUGACCCUGCACAGGAGGCGGCACCAUCACCAUCGCCACCAUGACGAGGGGCAGCAAGAGGACACUGCACCCGAUGUGCUGACCUUCCCCAAGCCCAGCCAUGGGCUCCAUCGGCAAAAGAGGGACUGGGUCAUCCCCCCCAUCAACUGCCCCGAGAACGAGCGGGGGCCAUUCCCCAAGAAGUUGGUGCAGAUCAAAUCCAACAAGGACAAAGAGACCAAGGUUUUCUACAGCAUCACAGGGCAGGGGGCAGACACUCCCCCCGUGGGGGUCUUCACCAUUGGGCGGGAGACGGGGUGGCUGGAGGUGACGAAGCCGCUGGACCGGGAGGAGAUCGACAAAUACGUCCUCUUCUCACACGCUGUGUCAGCCAACGGGCAGCCCGUGGAGGAGCCCAUGGAGAUCAUCAUCACCGUGACGGACCAGAAUGACAACCGGCCUGUCUUCACCAAGCAAGUCUUCAUUGGCUACAUCGAGGAGAACGCAAAGCCUGGCACAUCCGUGAUGACUGUGAACGCCACAGACGCAGAUGAUGCAAUCAAUGUGAACAACGGCAUCAUCGGCUACUCUAUCCUCAGCGAGGAGCCCAAGAGCGCACAGCAGAUGUUCACCAUUGACCCCGAGAGGGGCAUCAUCAGCGUCAUCGGCACGGGGCUGGACCGGGAGACCACUCCCAACUACACACUGAUCAUCCAGGCUGCAGACCAGGAGGGCAGUGGCCUGACUAACACUGCCACCGCCAUCGUGGAAGUCACUGAUGCCAACGACAACGCUCCUGUCUUUGACCCCACCAUGUACCAGGGGACAGUGAAUGAGAACGAGGUGGGGGUGGUGGUGACGCGGCUGCACGUGACAGACCGCGACAUGCUGGGCUCCCCAGCCUGGCAAGCUGUCUACAAGAUAAGGAGUGGGAACCAGGACGGUGAAUUCAGCAUCACCACCGACCCCAAAACGAACGAUGGCAUCCUGAAAACAGCCAAGGGCCUGGAUUACGAGACCAAGAACCAGUACAACCUCUUGGUGACAGUGGAGAACGCCGUCCCCUUCACCGUGUCCCUGCCGCUCUCCUCAGCCACCGUCCUCGUGACAGUUGGUGACGUGAAUGAAGCCCCUGUCUUUGUGCCCCCGGUCAAGAGGGUGGAGGUGAUGGAGGACCUGCCUCUGGGGCACCAGGUCACCUCCUACACGGCCCAGGACCCUGACAAGGAUCAGAGGCAGAAAAUCACAUACCGCAUGGGCAGUGACCCCGCAGGGUGGCUUGCCAUCGACCCCGUGAAUGGCAUUGUCACCACAGCCCAGCCGCUGGACCGGGAGUCGGUGCACGCCAUCAACAGCACCUACAAGGCCAUUGUCCUGGCUGUGGACAGUGGGUCACCAGAUGCCACCGGCACAGGGACGCUCCUUCUCCUCCUCCAGGACGUGAACGACAAUGGGCCCAUGCCAGAGCCCCGGCUCUUCGAUGUCUGCAACCGGCAGCCCGAGGAUCAGACAUUGACCAUCAUCGACAAGGACCUGCCACCCAAUACCUACCCUUUCCAGGCAGCACUGGAGCAUGGCUCUGGCACCAACUGGACCGUCACGCUGAAAGGACAAGACCAGCUGCUGCUGAAGCUGGUGAAGGAGCUGGAGCCGGGGGAGUACAGCAUCUACCUGAAGCUGACGGAUGGCCAAAGCAAGUCGCAGGUGACACAGGUCAAAGCUCAGGUCUGUGACUGUGAAGGGCCAGCCAAGAACUGCGAGCGGCGAGCAUUCAUCGCCAGUGGGCUGGGUGUCCCCGCCAUCCUGGGCAUCUUGGGGGGAAUCCUGGCACUGCUCAUCCUGCUGCUGCUGCUGCCGCUCUUCGCCAGGAGGAGGAAGGGGUUUAAGGAGCCGCUGCUCCCGCCUGAGGAUGACAUGCGGGACAAUGUCUACCACUACGACGAGGAGGGUGGUGGAGAGGAGGACCAGGACUAUGACCUGAGUCAGCUUCACCGCGGCCUGGACGCCCGCCCUGAGGUGAUCCGCAACGACGUGGCACCCCCGCUGAUGGCUGCCCCUCAGUACCGGCCCCGUCCUGCCAACCCUGAUGAGAUUGGGAAUUUCAUCGAUGAGAACCUGAAGGCAGCCGACACAGACCCCACGGCCCCCCCUUACGACUCCCUGCUGGUGUUCGACUACGAGGGCAGUGGCUCAGAGGCCACCUCCCUCAGCUCCCUCAACUCCUCCUCCUCCGACCACGACCAGGACUACGACUACCUCAACGAGUGGGGCAGCCGCUUCAAGAAGCUGGCAGACCUGUACGGCGGUGGGGAGGAGGAU